Molecule: messenger RNA, 486 nt
Organism: Loa loa (African eye worm)
Lineage: Eukaryota; Metazoa; Nematoda; Chromadorea; Rhabditida; Onchocercidae
Exons: 4
Coding region: 1-486 (161 amino acids)
Molecular function (GO): serine-type endopeptidase activity; calcium ion binding
Source: RefSeq, a predicted model, not a curated record
AUGAAUGGGAUUGGAGUAGAAAUAAUAUCCCUGGAAGAAAAAGAAGCACAGCUGCUAUCGAAGCAAAAUAAAGGAGAUGAUAUGAAUGGCGAAGGAGAACAUCGAUAUGGAAUGGCCAGUGGAUAUAAUUCAUGGCUUAGUAUUUUUCGAAUGUUUGACACGAAUUACGAUGGUUAUAUAGCAACGCAUGACCUGAGACGAUUUGUUCGUAAUUCGACAGCUUCAUUCGGAUUGUCUAGGAAGGAAGCGGACGCUUUAUUGCGAAAUAUUGAUAAAAAUGGUGAUCGUGUAGUCGAUUUUGCUGAAUUCUGUACCCUGAUGAGCCGGGCUAAAAAGUUGCGCAUGCGGCAUAUAUUGUUUCGAGCGGCACAAAUGGUGGUACCGCAGAGCAGUCGAACAGUACCAUUCAAUUAUUUACAGCAAUACAACUGCUUCCCUCCACCACUUUUCAUGAUCUGUAUAUCUAUCUUGGAGGCAAGUUUAUAA